AGAAAAAACUUCCCGUGUCCAUCAUUUCACGAAGGCUUUAGCCAUCCCACACCAGUUGCCCAGCAGCUAGCAUCCCGGAGAGAAAACCCCCUAAAAUGGCCCCUAUCUCCAUCAAGAGCGUCUUAAUCAGUGAAAGUGUUGACCCCCGAUGCAAGACGAUUCUGGAGGAAAAUGGCAUCCGAGUCACGGAAAAACAGAACAUGAAGAAGGAUGAGUUAAUGGCGGAAAUUAAGAACUACGAUGGCCUCGUGGUUAGAUCUGCAACGAAGGUAACAGCUGAUGUUAUCGAUGCUGCCAGUAAUCUCAAAAUCAUUGGGAGAGCUGGGACUGGUGUGGACAACGUGGAUGUUGAUGCUGCUACCAAAAAGGGUGUUAUUGUCAUGAACACACCAAGUGGUAACACGAUCAGUGCCGCUGAGCUGACAUGUGCCCUGCUAAUGAGCCUCUCAAGAAAUGUGCCUCAAGCGGCGAUGUCGAUGAAGCAAGGCAACUGGGAUCGCAAAAAGUUCAUGGGUGCAGAGCUGUAUGGCAAGGUACUCGGAAUAGUUGGACUUGGAAGAAUAGGAAAGGAAGUCGCCUCCAGAAUGCAGUCAUUUGGCAUGAGGACUAUCGGCUAUGAUCCAAUCACUCCUCCUGAGGUAUCUGCCAGCUGGGGGGUGGAGCAGAUGUCUCUGGAGCAACUUUGGCCCCAGUGUGACUAUAUUACUGUCCACACUCCCCUAAUUCCCUCUACUGUUGGUCUGCUUAAUGAUGAGUCAUUUGCUAAAUGCAAGAAAGGAGUGAAAGUUGUGAACUGUGCACGAGGGGGUAUCAUCGAUGAGGCUGCUCUCCUCAGAGCUUUGGAGUCCGGACAGUGUGGAGGAGCAGGGCUCGAUGUCUUUGUUGAGGAGCCUCCUAAGGACCGUUCUUUGGUCAACCACCCUAAUGUCAUCAGCUGUCCUCACCUGGGAGCCAGCACGAAGGAGGCUCAGGCUCGUUGUGGGGAGGAUGUUGCUCUGCAGAUUGUGGACAUGGUGAAUGGCAAGAAGCUGAUCGGAGCAGUAAAUGCGCAGGUGUUGGCCAGCACGUUCUCCCAGGAGUCUCACCAACUGAUCAAACUCGGAGAAGCUGUCGGAGCUGUGCUGCAGUCAUGCACGACUUCUAAGAAACCGUUAAGCCAUGUUCAAAUCACUACUGAAGGGGAUUGCAUGAAGUCCUCCACUGGUUACAUGACUUCAUCAGUACUGGUUGGACUGCUGAAUCAUGAACCUGGCUGUUGCCCAAACCUCAUCAAUGUACUGAGCCUAGCCAAGGAGGCUGGAAUCACGGUGAACCAGACCCACUGUGCGUCUGACGGCUCUGCCAGUGGUGUGUGUAAAGUGGAGAUUGUGACCAAUGGCUGCAGCUACAAAGCGAGUGGUUCAGUUCAAGGUGGUGUGCCAGUCCUGCUUGAGCUGGGCGGCAGUGUGUUCAGACAGCCGGUCUCUCUUACUGGAAAUCUGCUGUUCUUCAAAGCCUCCACAAAUCCUCAGCUCCUGUCCUCAGUGGCCGGACUGCUGGUCAAACAGGGAGUGGAGAUCGAGUCUUUCAGCGCUCCUGCAGACCGCACUGGGGAGCUGUGGUAUUGUGUGGGGGUGUCCUCUCCCCUGGGAGACCUCAGUGCCUUGAAGCCUUUAGUUCAGGAGGCAGCACAGCUCACCAUUUAAAUGAUAGCAGCCAGCGAGGCUUAUCUGAGAACCUUAACAUCCAAGAGCGUCUAACACAACUGAUCCGUCUUGGUCUUUGGCGUUUACAACUAACAACUUGUCUAGAAGUUGAACACUCGCAGUUUAAAACUUGCAUUUUGAUAACAUUCCAGUGCGUAGAUGCUUUACAUGCACUUUGUUGAAGUAGAAGUGAAUGAUGUCUUACAGUUUUGUGUGCUGUUCAGUUUGUUGUUUGACCUUUUUAAAGCAGAAAUGUAAAAUAAAAGUACUCUAACUAAA
This is a messenger RNA of Chelmon rostratus (copperband butterflyfish), 1964 nucleotides long. RefSeq names its product phosphoglycerate dehydrogenase (gene phgdh). NCBI's taxonomy places the organism in Eukaryota, Metazoa, Chordata, Actinopteri, Chaetodontiformes, Chaetodontidae. The transcript has 12 exons. Gene Ontology annotation, molecular function: phosphoglycerate dehydrogenase activity; NAD binding. Bases 96 to 1685 code for a protein of 529 amino acids. Gene Ontology annotation, biological process: L-serine biosynthetic process. The record is from RefSeq and is a predicted model, not a curated record.